GUUUGGGUUGGUUGUUUUUCUUUCUGGGUCUGUGUGACAGUUGUCUAUAGGAAACAAUGAAGGAGGCCCAGAUUCCAGCGCUUAGGCAGUAAUGUGUCUACUCAGAACCCUAAGGGAUGAUUGGCAGCUACGUCGGCCUUAGCGGGAGGAGGAGGAGGUAGCGGCUCAGGCCGGCAGCCGCCGCUGCCGCUGCGUUUAAGGUUGGAUGGAUUUGUUUGGGGACCUUCCGGAGCCAGCACCUCCGGCAGCCGCAGAGAAAGAAGGGCAAAAAGGACCAUUGCUUUUUGAUGAUCUCCCACCAGUCAGCAGCACUGACUUCGGAGCAGGAGGUUCUUUGCUUUUUGAUGACCUCCCACCUGCCAGCAGUGACCACUCAGCUUUGCAUCCCACAGAGCAAGUUUCUCCUCCAGUGAGCCAUGGGAAGGGAGAGAAGAGAAAGUCCAUUGAGGGAGAGAAGAAUGGGAGUGAAGAACUUGUGGAAAAGAAACUGCUGCGCACUGAGUCGACACUUUCAACAAGCUGUCCACCACGACCCCAAGAUCUUCCUGGCUCGGCAGGUAUUCUUGACUUGAGGGGCUAUGUGGCAGAGAGGAAAGGUGAGAGAGAAGAGAUGCAGGAUGCCCACGUUAUUCUGAACGAUAUCACAGAAGAGUGCAGCCCUCUCCCCCCUCAGAUUACCCGUGUCUCCUACUUUGCUGUCUUUGAUGGUCAUGGAGGACUUCGAGCCUCAAAAUAUGCAGCACAGAAUCUGCAUCAAAAUCUGAUCAGGAAGUUUCCUAGAGGAGAGGUGCCCAGUGUGGAAAAGACGAUAAGGAGAUGCCUUCUUGACACCUUCAAACAUACAGAUGAAGAGUUUCUCAAGCAGGCCUCCAGCCAGAAACCUGCCUGGAAGGAUGGCUCCACAGCUACCUGUGUCCUGGUGAUUGAUAAUACUCUAUAUAUUGCCAACCUUGGAGACAGCCGGGCCAUUCUGUGUCGUUACAAUGAGGAGAGUCAGAAAUAUACAGCCUUAAGCCUCAGUAAAGAACAUAACCCAACCCAGUAUGAUGAGCGGAUGCGGAUCCAGAAGGCUGGAGGAAAUGUCAGAGAAGGGCGUGUCUUGGGUGUCCUGGAGGUGUCACGUUCCAUUGGAGAUGGGCAGUACAAGCGUUUUGGGGUUAUCUCGGUGCCAGAUAUCAAACGCUGCCAACUUACACACAAUGACAGGUUUAUCCUGUUGGCUUGUGAUGGUCUCUUCAAAGUCUUCUCCCCAGAAGAAGCUGUGAACUUCAUCAUGUCUUGUUUGGAGGACAAAACUAUCCCUACGAGAGAUGCCAAAUCGGCAAUUGAUGCUAGGUAUGAGGGAGCCUGUAACAGGCUGGCCAACAAAGCCGUUCAGCGAGGCUCAGCAGAUAACGUCACUGUGGUGGUGGUCCGGAUUGAACAGUGACAGGAAGAAUAUGUGCAAGUGAGGUCCUUAGCAGCAUGCAGUGGAUUUAAUAGAACCAGUUCGUGUGUCUGUGAGUGUGUGUAGGGGUUGUCUCUUUCUUUUCUGGAUGCUCUUAUUUGUAAAUAAAGGGGUUUUUUUUCUAA
Messenger RNA from Hemicordylus capensis (graceful crag lizard), 1572 nucleotides. RefSeq names its product ILK associated serine/threonine phosphatase (gene ILKAP). Gene Ontology annotation, molecular function: cation binding; protein serine/threonine phosphatase activity. Bases 206 to 1429 code for a protein of 407 amino acids. Gene Ontology annotation, biological process: protein dephosphorylation. The record is from RefSeq and is a predicted model, not a curated record. The transcript is spliced from 14 exons. NCBI's taxonomy places the organism in Eukaryota, Metazoa, Chordata, Lepidosauria, Squamata, Cordylidae.